CUUCCCUAACCAGCUUUUGAAUAGCACAUUACCUCACAACUCACCCAGUGGCAUUUUUCCUAGCGACGCCACUCGCGUUCCGUAGCAGUCAUUCAGACGCCGGCACCAAAUUCCUGACUCGCGUACCUACAGCUCAGGCUCGAUCGCCACCAUGGCCGCUACCAACGGCACCGCACCUAAGAUCACACUCUACACUAAUCAUCGCUGUCCAUGGGCACAUCGAGCCCACAUUGUAAUUAAAGAGCUCGGUCUACCGUACGAUGAGGUCAUAAUUGACCUCGACAAGCCUCGAGAGAAAUGGUAUCUUGAAGUGAACCCCCGAGGUCUUGUCCCUUCCAUCAAGUUUUCUGGAGGCGCUCUUCACGAUGAGAUCAUAACCGAGUCUGGUAUUGUAGCACAGUUCCUUGCGGAUGCAUACCCGAGUCAUUUGGUCCCGGCCACGGGUACUGUGGAAGCCGCGUUGACGAGGGCAAGGAUUAAUUUCUUCGUGGACACUUGGUUCUCAAAGGCGGGAAGCUUUUGGUUUCAGAUCCUGAUGAAAGAUGCCGAGGAGGAGAAGGAAGCCUUGGCAAAGGAAUUCCUCGACAUUGUGACAAAGGAGAUUGAGCCACUGUUGAAAGAUGCCGGUCCUUUCUUUGGAGGUAGCCAGAAGCUCACACUUGCUGAGGCCCUCACGGCUCCCUUCAUCCUUCGUAUCUACUCAAUGGGGAACAAUGGCCUCAUUCCCCAGUCCCUCCUUGCAGGGUUCAAUGGACUUCCCAACUUCUCGAAGUGGGCGGCAGAGGUCAUCAAGCAGGACAGCGUUACCUACAUCUGGGACGAACAGGCGACCUUGGAAGGAACGAAGCGUAAACUUGCUAGUCUUAAGGCCAAAUAGGAAAUUCUAGCAUGGUACGGUGAAGCCCAAACCUGCUCAUAUCUUAGUAUGUAUCAUCAUUGAUUGCCGCAAUCUACAAUUACACGAGCGUAU
Molecule: messenger RNA, 970 nt
Organism: Lindgomyces ingoldianus
Lineage: Eukaryota; Fungi; Ascomycota; Dothideomycetes; Pleosporales; Lindgomycetaceae
Product: glutathione-S-transferas-like protein omega 1
Exons: 3
Coding region: 152-877 (241 amino acids)
Cellular component (GO): cytoplasm
Source: RefSeq, a predicted model, not a curated record